Funneliformis mosseae is the source of this 147-nucleotide messenger RNA. The record is from the annotation of a GenBank genome assembly. Lineage: Eukaryota; Fungi; Glomeromycota; Glomeromycetes; Glomerales; Glomeraceae.
AUGGCUAGCGAAACUCAAACAGAACUUCGCACUCGCCUAUGUAGAAAAAAAAACAAAUCCGGGAAAAGCGAUGACACUGUGGAGGAUGAGACCAAGGAGGAACUCACAGAUUCGUUGGUACUUAUGGAUGGCUCUCGUGCUGGAUAA